Molecule: messenger RNA, 655 nt
Organism: Exaiptasia diaphana
Lineage: Eukaryota; Metazoa; Cnidaria; Anthozoa; Actiniaria; Aiptasiidae
Product: ectin
Exons: 4
Coding region: 156-554 (132 amino acids)
Cellular component (GO): cell periphery
Source: RefSeq, a predicted model, not a curated record
CAACAGCUGGAUAAGUUUAAAAAGGAGGACGAAAACAGAGCUUUCAGUUCAAUAUCUCUGGAUCGAAGAGAAGUCAAUUUAUUCAGACACAAACACUAGGAAAGCGACUGGAAGCAAGAGUCUUUACAAGCCCAUUCAUCAGUAGAGAGACGAAAAUGAAAGCCAUUGCCAUUACGUUCAUGAUACUGUUUUUUACUAUUAAAACAGCAAGUGAACGAUUAAGUGAAGUUUAUGGGGCUCUCAAAAAUUGUAUUUUUGAAACAAAAGACACCCACUAUUGUUUAGAGCUCAUUCAUCGGAUGAAUACGGCGUACGCAAGUUACAGACCUGGUGGUUGGGGACAAUGGUCUUCAUGGAGUCGAUGCAGUGUGAUAUGUGGUACAGGAAUUCGUAGAAGAACACGGAAUUGUGAUAAUCCUCCACCCGGAUCAAAAGGUAGAUGUGAAGGAACCAGCCAAAACACUGAAAAAUGCAGAAGAUGUGGGUUAGGUAACGAAGAUUGUGAGUCUGACGGACGGUGCAACAAUGUGUGCAGGCAGCCUGACCACAGGUAGCCCAAGCUGGCUAUCAGUUGGUACAUUAUAGAGAAUGUAUGGGAAUAAACAACACUCGAAACGUUUUAAUCUAAAGUUAAAUAAAACGCACUAAACGUUCU